CACGCGCCGUCAUCCCCGCAUACAGGAAGCAGGCUGCAGUCAGGUUGCCCUACUGCAAAAUAAGUGUGUUUUUAAUCAGGAGUCCAGCUGUAAGAUGGGGAUAGAAGCUUGGUACAUGGACAGCUUGGAAGAGGAUCAGAGAAAGCCGCAUAGACUGAACCCAAAUCAGCCCGUUUCUGAGGAUGAUUUAAAAAAGCUCGGGGUGUUUCAUUGGAAGCUGAAUGCUGAUAUCUAUGAAUCAGAUCCAGAACUUGAGCAGAUCCGUAAAGACCAAGGCUACUCCUAUAUGGACAUUAUCACUAUUCACAAGGACACACUACCUAACUAUGAGGAGAAGCUGAAGAUGUUUUUUGAAGAGCACCUGCACUUGGAUGAUGAGAUCCGCUACAUCCUUGACGGCCAGGCCUACUUUGAUGUCAGGGACAAGGAGGACCGAUGGAUCCGAAUUGACAUGGGCAAGGGAGACCUGAUAACCCUGCCGGCCGGCAUCUACCAUCGUUUCACCCUGACAGAGACCAACUACACUAAAGCCAUGAGGCUGUUUGUGGGAGAGCCGGUGUGGAAAGCUUACAACCGGCCCGCUGAUGACUUUGACAUCCGUCAGAAGUACGUGGUUUCUCUGCAGGGAUCCUGAGAGUGAGCUGCAGCACACUAAAUACUUUCAAUGUCACUUGCACAGUUAGAUUUUGAUUCUACUGACAAAACAUGAGCAGAUAAUAAAAUCAGAUAAUUAACUACCCAUUUAAGUUUAUAAAGUUGUUAAAAUUAGUUUCACAUCAACCAGAUACAGUUAAAUGUUGUUUCCAGGUUAAUGCAUCAGGAAUAAUGAAAUAAAUAGAUACCCCAUUUUCAAAGGGGUCAUUCUGUAUGGGUACUUAUAGCAGGACUUUGACUAAGAAUGGAUCGUCACUUCCUUCUGUUUAGGUUCAGAAUAUUUCUUUCACCACAGGAUAAUCUGUAGUGCCUUAUUCUCAUAAAUUGGUUGUAUUGUGUUAGGUGCUAUCAAACUUACCCUCAACAGCAUGUUAUAAAGAAUGCCACUAAUAAGUAGUAUUUUCAAAUUUCCUGUUCAGAUCUCUCUGAAUCAAAAGUGAGAGAUGUUACUUGACCAGUCUGUACUAAUGGGGUGGAGAGUCUCUGACUGAUGGCUAUUAUUACCAUUACCUUUUCUGGUUUAUGGAAAAUAAAGUUGCUGCUAUUUCCGUC
Messenger RNA from Micropterus salmoides (largemouth bass), 1206 nucleotides. RefSeq names its product acireductone dioxygenase 1 (gene adi1). The record is from RefSeq and is a predicted model, not a curated record. The transcript has 4 exons. Gene Ontology annotation, molecular function: acireductone dioxygenase [iron(II)-requiring] activity. The coding region runs from base 95 to 634 and encodes 179 amino acids. NCBI's taxonomy places the organism in Eukaryota, Metazoa, Chordata, Actinopteri, Centrarchiformes, Centrarchidae.